AUGACAAGAUCUUCCUCCUUUACCUCUGAGGUUCCAUGGAGUAAAUCGGUGAUUGCUGAAGCUUACGGAGCAACUAGCCAGGAGUCUUAUAAUGAGCUCUCCGGACUUGAGGACAGUAUUGCGUUCGAAAACGCAACCUUUGAGGUCCCCACGCACCAAAGUUUUCUGACCCCCCUGUGCUUACGCUCCUCACUACAGUGUCACUUGUCCUCGUACUGCGGAGUUGAGUCCCAGGGUCCAAGUCUGUUAGAGGAUGAACGCAUGGCAAGUGCCCAUCAGGCUGAGACCUUCACUAAGCAGAUACAGAGAUUACAAGCCCAGCUGCGUUCAGUGCAGGAAGAGAUAGACAGCCUGGAGGAGGAGAAGGAGAGCGAGCUGUCCGAGGCGCAGGAGGAGCUGCGGGUGGCGCAGGAGGAGGUGCUGGUGCUGCAGCAGGCAGCAGAGGAGGCGGCGGCAGAGCGGGAGAAUGACAUCGCCAGCCUGCAGGAGGAGCUGUGCCGCCUGCGCGCCGAGCUGCAGAGACUGCACACCACCAGGCAGGAGUACGAGCUGGAGAUCACCAGCCUGCGGGCCGAGAUCCGCAUGAAGAGCCAGGGCAGCGCCCAAGACAGAGAGGAGGGGGAGCCGCUGCAAGGUGAAGUGCGGAUGCUGCAGGAUGAGUGUCGGAGCCUGAAGGAAGAGUCUCAGUCUUUGAAGGAGGACAACAAACAGCUUCUGAGGAAACUGCAGCACCUGUCACAAAACAGGGAGAGCACUAAUGACCUGUAUGUAGCACUAAAGGAGGGCACUCUGAGCAGUGAAGGUGAAAAGCCUUCCACUGGAAAGAAAGAUUUAAGUGGUGGAACAGAAGAAGAGGGGUAUGAGGUUGGCAGGACCGGGAGUUACAUGACUUUAGCAGAGUCGACCUCAACCUGCAGGCUAGUAGAUGCAUCUAUUCAGAAGAAUAUAUCGUUUGAUGGAAAACCAAUGACACCAACAGGUGGCUUAAAUGGGGGAGGUUUCUCAUCAGGCUUUUCAGAACUAGCCUCUCUUCGACAACAACUGAAGCAAGCUGAAGAGAAAGCUCUUUGUGUGCAGCAUGAGUGUGCAGGGCUGCUGGGUGAACUGAGGGAGCUGCAGGGCCUUUACAGCAUCAGCCAGAAGGAAAGGGCUGAGCUGGAGAGGGAGCUUCAGAAGUGCCAAGAGGAGAUGCAGCAACUCACAGGGAAGAAUGCGAAGAACUCUCCUACCCCUGAGCCACCUGUUCUGUCCAUUCCCCUAAUAGGGAUGAUUGUUAUAGUGGCCCUACUUUGGUGCUGGUGGGCGGAGACUUCAUUCUAGAGGUGACAAGGUACCGGUAUGCUAUUUAUUUCUCUUCCAAAAGUGCAACUGGUCCAACUAAAAAGUUACUGCUGCUUGAUGAUUGUUAUUUCUAGUGUUCAAUUUAGGAAGCCCCUUAAACACAAA
Messenger RNA from Polyodon spathula (Mississippi paddlefish), 1446 nucleotides. Its product is annotated as coiled-coil domain-containing protein 136-like. Gene Ontology annotation, biological process: acrosome assembly; single fertilization. Bases 1 to 1320 code for a protein of 439 amino acids. The record is from RefSeq and is a predicted model, not a curated record. Lineage: Eukaryota; Metazoa; Chordata; Actinopteri; Acipenseriformes; Polyodontidae. Gene Ontology annotation, cellular component: acrosomal membrane. The transcript is spliced from 8 exons.